This is a messenger RNA of Penicillium alfredii, 1398 nucleotides long. Its product is annotated as pex2/pex10/pex12 family protein. Lineage: Eukaryota; Fungi; Ascomycota; Eurotiomycetes; Eurotiales; Aspergillaceae. Gene Ontology annotation, molecular function: zinc ion binding. The record is from RefSeq and is a predicted model, not a curated record. The transcript has 4 exons. Gene Ontology annotation, cellular component: peroxisomal membrane. Gene Ontology annotation, biological process: protein import into peroxisome matrix. Bases 1 to 1398 code for a protein of 465 amino acids.
AUGAGCUCGACCAAUUUUGCCGCUGCACAGGAGCGGGUUUUAGAGCGUCGUCGCCUGCGUGAGGCCGAAGCCAGCGCCCGGUUGGCGGCACAGCAACGGGCAUCGCCGAUCAACUCGGCCACCGUCCAACGUCUCCCCUACCCAAUAAACCGACUGCCAUCAUCGGGGUGGCGGCUAUGGAAUUCGAUCAGGGGCCGCGAGGGAACGCGCCCGGCGUUCCGAGUCGGCCAGGUCGAUGCCGAAUUGCUGGACGAGGAGCUGCUCGGCCUGAUGAAGGGCCAGGUUGGGGAUGCUCUCAAAUACUUCGGGCCCCAAAUGCGGGAAGAUUGGUCCCAUGAAAUCCUCUUCGCGCUGCGAGCCAUUCUUUUCAAGCUCUCAAUAUGGGACCACGACGCGUCGUACGGUGCUGCGCUUCAAGGCCUGCAAUAUACAGACAGUCGCAGCAAAGGACCCGUGCAUUCUCCUCCGACAAAAUGGCAGAAGACUCUGUAUGGUUUCCUGACAGUUGGUGGGCGCUACGCUUGGGACAAGUGGGAGAGCUGGUUGAUCGGACAAGAAGGCGGAUAUGAAGAGCCAUCACAGGAUGUCCGGAUGUUAUCACAACUAACCGACUGGAUUUCUUCGACGCACUCGAUCGCCGCCUUCGUUUCCUUCCUUGUGUUCUUGGUGAACGGCCGAUACCGAACUCUAGUCGACCGCAUCUUGCGCAUUCGUCUGACCCCGCCGUCUGCACAGGCUAGUCGGGAGGUGUCCUUUGAAUAUUUGAACCGACAACUUGUCUGGCAUGCGUUUACCGAAUUCCUUCUUUUCCUACUACCCCUCGUCGGCAUCAGUCUGGCGAAGACGACGAACAAUCCGAGAAGCAAGGGGGAGCUGGCCUUCCUCCCAGAGCGGACCUGUGCGAUCUGCUACCGGGACCAGAACCCCGCCGCCACAACGGAGAACGAUGUAAUGGCAGCCUCUGCGUCGGCAGGUGGCAUUACUGGUUCAGCCCAGACAGACAUUACCAACCCGUACGAGACGAUCCCAUGUGGGUGUGUAUAUUGCUUUAUCUGCAUUGUGCAGAAGCUCGAAGGGGAGGAGGGGCAAGGAUGGAUUUGUCUGCGAUGUGGCGAGAUCGUCAAGAAAUGCCAACCAUGGAAUGGCGAUGUGUUGGAAGAGGCUCGCUCGCAGCCCGGCACGGGAAAGAUUGUUGGGUUUGCCAUAGACGAAGACUCCGACCCUCAUGGCCAGAAGGAAGAGACUGAGAAGCAUACAUCCAACCAUUCCAGCCCGUUGCAGGAAAUCACUGCCGAUGAAGCUCUGCAACAUUCGAGUCAAUGGUCAACCGUCGACAAGGAAACGUCGGAACAUGAGACGGAUGGGACGACGGACGGGGCACAGCCCGGCUCGAACUAA